Suillus paluster is the source of this 1629-nucleotide messenger RNA. RefSeq lists its product as uncharacterized. The record is from RefSeq and is a predicted model, not a curated record. Lineage: Eukaryota; Fungi; Basidiomycota; Agaricomycetes; Boletales; Suillaceae. Bases 156 to 1415 code for a protein of 419 amino acids. The transcript has 4 exons.
UUCAAGGUCAUAAAGCAACCAUAAUAUAUCUCACCUCGUCCCAGUCAUACCAACACUUUCCUUCUGUCCCUUCUUGAAGAAACGGGCGGUUACAUCUCAGGUUUUCAUUCAAAAUCUGCAACUCUAUCUUCUUCUGCGAUCACAUUCCUGCUGCAAUGGUUCCUAACCCAUCCCAGAACUCCCCUUGGCCAGCUGUGACACCUCCACCAUCGCCAUCAAAACGAAAGAGGGAACCUAAUGUGGGAUCGUCUUGGUACCCAUCGCUGGAAAAGAGACAAGGAACCACCAUCUCGAACUAUAGUGCUGUCCAGGCCGCCAAGACUACAUGUGAACUAUACGCUGAUAAUAGUCAGGUGACUUGCUAUCCAGAAGCAGGUGAAAUCGUGUAUCAGCAUGACUGGGCAGCCCUUGUUUGGAAUAGCAGACGGCCGCAACUCACGCAGCUCAACAUCGUCCAAAUAUACUUGUUUAAUGCCGAUACGAACGAACCCAUCUUCAAUUACACUACAACGAAUCCAACUGGUAACGCCGGCGAGAAUAGUACGGAAGUAGACGAUACCUGGUUCGGAGACAAAGGCAAUUCGUGGACGCCAGGGCAGAAUUUCUCAUAUCCAUUUUAUUGGAUUGUGACCAAUCAGAAUGGCCUGGAUGGCUCUCAGACCACCAAUCCCACGUUCACAGCUAUUCAAACCACGUAUUUAGAUGCUGUUGUUUCUUCCAUGCAAUCUUCGUCAUCUGCAGCCGCCGCGUCGUCAUCCCUCGCCGCCGCAUCAUCAUCAUCUGCGUUGGCAUCUAGCUUACAUGGAUCGUCAUCUGGGAUAUCGUCGUCAACUCCAUCGGGAAGUGUUCAAUCAAACAACGCAAAUGCAGGUUUUCCUCAUUGGGCAAUAGCAGUUAUUGUGGUACUGGGAUUUCUCGCCAUCGCAGCCGGGGGCGUCUUAGUUUGGUUAAUUAUGCGCCGCCUACGAAGACGUGAGCAGCUCUCGAAUCGAGGGUCCAUGGGUUCUUCGUCUCCGAUGAUGGCUAACGCCCAGAACUCCAACUCUCCUCAACUACCGUUGUUGGGUGCUGGUUUGGUGGGUGCGGUGGCAGGCCGGACAUCGUCAGAACAACAUCGUCCUGCAUCUAUCGUAUCUCCGGAUGGUGCAUCUGAUGUCUCACGGACACACUCGGCAGGUGACACCGGCCCAUUUUCAGGAGCCGAUGCAGCCAUCAUGGCGGAUGCAUUUAGGAAGGCACUACGCAAACCUGAUUUUGCAGGGCCCCCUGUCGAGGAGGCCGAGGAACACAGGGAUGAUGCGAUCAUGAAUCGUGAAUUGGCAGAAGAAGGGCGGGAUAUACGUAGUGUUAGCUCAUCACGAGGAGUUAGAGUGGAAACUCUGAGCGAGGCUGGUGACACAGUGCAAGAUCACUAGGAUUUCUUGUGCGCUUUAUUUUAUUUUAUUUUACUUUCGGCUUCUCAACGUUGGUUGUAUAUUUUCUCGGAUACCUGUUGCAGUCUUCACGUUGUUGUCACCCCUUCAUCACCGUGUAGUUUGCCCCUCUACUUGCCCUUCUGACCCGCAUAAGUCCACUUCUCUAGUCUCCGCUUUUCCACCCACCACCCACCACCCUCUUCGUACCUUCUUC